GAGUGCAGUGGGCGAGGAGCGGGUGUUGGUCUUCUGAUCCAGGGUAUCACUCAGGGAGGAUCUAGCUGGCAGAGGAGACUGGACCUAGCACAUGGCGUCUCAGUGGCAGGGCAUGACGGCCUCGAUGCGCAGACGAUCGCUCCUAAAGGAGGAACAUCUAGAGAAGGGGGUGACCCGGUCUGCUGAGGGCCAUCUGGGCUCCCUGUGCAGACAGUUUCAAAGGAGGCUGCCACUGAGAGCCGUCAGCCUCAACCUGGGGACUGGCCCCUCCUGGAAACGCCUGGAAACUCCAGAACCAGAGCAGCAGGGUCUUCAGGGUGCAGCUCGCUCAGCCAAAUGCGCCUUGGGUGCUAUGUCCCAGAGAAUCCAGGAGUCGUGCCAAAGCGGCACCAAGUGGCUGAUGGGAAGACAGGUGAAAGUGAGGAGAAAACGAGAAGCCCAGAAGGACCGUGGGUCCCCAACACCCAGUCUGAACCAGAAGAACACUCGGCUAUGCAGGGCCAACCGGGAUGCCAGAGUUGGGGGAAAUCCUCGCCUCUCUGGCCAGAUGGGUUCACACGGCCAUCGACGCCAGCGGCUAAGGAGGGAGGCUGCCCUCCGGAGCCCCUGCUCCUCCACAGAACCUCUCUGCUCUCCCAGUGAGUCUGACAGUGACCUAGAGCCUGUGGGAGCUGGAAUCCAGCAUCUUCAGAAGCUGUCCCAAAAGCUGGACAAAGCCAUCAAGGCUGAAGAGAGUGGUGACAUGACUGUCUCCCUUAUCUGUGAAUGAGGACAACAAGCAUCCUACAGGAAACAGGCCCUGUCCAGCCAUCAAGUCACCAGAAUGUCUGUGCCACCCACCCCAUGAACUUCCAGGAGGA
Molecule: messenger RNA, 860 nt
Organism: Microtus ochrogaster (prairie vole)
Lineage: Eukaryota; Metazoa; Chordata; Mammalia; Rodentia; Cricetidae
Gene: Pimreg
Product: PICALM interacting mitotic regulator
Exons: 6
Coding region: 92-769 (225 amino acids)
Source: RefSeq, a predicted model, not a curated record